This is a messenger RNA of Aureobasidium vineae, 1560 nucleotides long. The record is from the annotation of a GenBank genome assembly. NCBI's taxonomy places the organism in Eukaryota, Fungi, Ascomycota, Dothideomycetes, Dothideales, Saccotheciaceae.
AUGGGUCUGCUUACCCUAGUCGAGGAUCGCCCAACCCCAUCAGCCGUCUACAACUGGCGUGUUUACGCAUGUGCAGCCGUAGCAUCUUUUGCAUCAUGCAUGAUAGGCUACGACUCUGCGUUCAUCGGCACAACACUUGCUCUCCCAAGUUUCGUCCAUGAAUUCAAGUUCAAGUCUAUGGAGGAACAACACUUGGCUUUCAUCAAGUCGAACAUCGUUUCUGUGUAUCAAGCUGGUGCAUUCUUUGGUUCUUUGCUCGCCUAUGCUUCUGCGUACUAUCUUGGUCGCAGGAAGAGUUUGUGGGUGUUUGUUACAGUCUUCCUGGUUGGCGCUGGCAUUAUGUUGGCCGCUAAAAAUGGAGAUCUGGCGCCCAUUUACGCUGGCAGAGUGCUUGCCGGCAUUGGUGUUGGUGGAUCGUCCAUGAUUCUGGGCUGGCAAAUCGGUGGUCUCGUCGGAUUCUGGAUCAAUUACGCUCUCUCUGAGACCAUGGGCUCGACCCGCCGCCAAUGGCAGAUUCCCUUUGCUGUCCAACUGAUUCCAGGUGGACUUCUCCUCAUUGGCAGUUUCUGGCUCAGGGAAUCACCUCGCUGGCUAUACUCCAAGGGCAGAAGAGAAGAAGGUCUCAAGAACCUCUGCUGGAUCCGUAAGCUUGAAAGCAACGACCUCUACAUCGUCGAGGAAGUGGCAGCUAUCGAUGCUGCCAUCGACCAUCAAGCAUCUACUAUGGGUAUGGGCUUCUUCGCACCCUUCGCCGCCGUUGCAAAAAGUCGUACUGUCCAGUGGCGAUUCAUUCUCGGUGGAUUGCUAUUCAUGUGGCAAAAUGGUAGCGGUAUCAACGCCAUCAACUACUACUCGCCAACAGUAUUCAAGUCCAUCGGUAUCACUGGCACCAACACCUCAUUCUUCACGACCGGCCUUUUCGGUGUGGUUAAGACGAUAAUGACAAUCAUAUGGAUCUUGUUCUUGAUUGACAAGCUCGGUCGACGCAAGCUUCUCAUGAUCGGCGCCGCUGGUGGCUCAGUCUGCAUGUUUAUCAUCGGUGGCUAUCUUCUUGGUACCGAUGGCAAGAGAAAAGGUACUGAAUUGGGUCCGGGUGGCAUCGCUGCGGUAUUCUUCUUCUACCUAUGGACGACAUUCUACAGUCCGUCAUGGAAUGGUACUCCCUGGGUUCUCAACUCGGAGAUGUUCGACUCCAACACUCGCUCGUUGGGACAAGCUUCUGCUGCGGCAAACAACUGGUUCUGGAACUUCAUCAUCUCACGUUUCACACCCCAAAUGUUCCUCAACAUGGGCCCUUCUGGUUGUGGAGUAUACUUCUUCUUCGCCAGCAUGAUGCUUGCUAGUAUUGUAUUCGUAUGGUUCUUGGUGCCAGAGACCAAGAGUAUCCCCUUGGAAGCUAUGGAUCGCCUUUUCGAGAUCAAGCCUAUUCACAGGGCGAACAAGGUGGUUCUCGAAGAAGUCAGACUCCGCGAGGAAGAGUUUCGCCACGACGCCGAGGGCGCAGGACUUGAUGCCGCGAAGCCGGACGCUGUAUAUCACGAGACGGUCGGAAAGAUGUAG